ACUGCAUUGUUAGUGGAAGUUGUUUGCAAGGUCGAUGACAGCGGUGAGCGAUGAACGACGAACUAAUGACCCAGAUACAUCUUCGUAGAUAUAUCUAAGUCGUUAGACAAACACAGCACAGCAUACGGUUAGAAUAUAUGAUCCCAGAAAAGUGACGUUAUUCUGGCGUGAGUGUCGUCAUAGCGGUUACGUAACACGUGAUAAGAAGGGGUCAAGCACGGUAUUGGAGUUGGAAGGCACAACGUCAGGGCGGUCCUUCGCAGGUCUUCUGAUCCCAAGGAAAACUUCAUCAAAGAUAUCAUUUAUUGCGAACCAGGGAUAUGGGUGGAAGCGGUCAAGCCAGUUAUGACGAUGCUCACGACCCUAAAUACGGACCUCCCCAUCCUGUUCCCAUAGUGACAGCCAAUGAGACAUCCUUAAAAGGCUACGGAACUAUUGUGACGUCAUAUGACGACACAGAAGUGGAGAUCUCGACAUGGCCACAGCCCGGGUGGCGACCGAUCUGCCCGGGCACUGGGAAUCAAGGGGGCAUCACAGGCGGGGAGUUUACCUACCUCUGGGACGGCGACUUGUGUCUAGCCACCAACAAAGCUGUCCCCGAUGGCGAUUACGUCAUCGGUCGUCUCCCUGCCAACGUAUCACGUGACAAGCGCACGCACGUGUUGGUCCGAGAGGCCAACUACCACCCAGACGGGGGCCAGGUGUUCUUCCCUCAAGACGGCAGCCCAUUCGUGGCCUUACUCGCUCUUCCAGGAGACGACAUUGGUUUGAACGAUUUCCGCGCUUUCUACUUUGAUGGCAGUUUUGGGUUCCAGAUUCACGCCGACAUUUGGCACCAGCCCAUUUACCCUGUCAACGACUCCGCUGUCUUCCUGGGCAAACAGGGAAAGGUUCAUGCGUGCGUUGUAGUCGACACGGUUGAAGAGUUUGGAAAAUAUCUUCUUGUACCUCUGACGUGUGAGCAAUAGCAAAAAGCUAGUACGCGCCGCUUCGAGGUUAGGCCUAUUUCUUGUUUCUAAGGAAAACGGUCAUUUUGAAAAUGAAACUGCUGCAUUCUGAUGAAAAUUGAUCCGUGUAUUAAUGUUACUCAUAAUGAUGAAAUUUUAAAACUUUUCAAUUUCUACACUAUAACUGACAGCGUAUCCGUAA
Lingula anatina is the source of this 1149-nucleotide messenger RNA. RefSeq lists its product as uncharacterized. Gene Ontology annotation, biological process: allantoin catabolic process. Gene Ontology annotation, molecular function: ureidoglycolate hydrolase activity; ureidoglycolate lyase activity. Lineage: Eukaryota; Metazoa; Brachiopoda; Lingulata; Lingulida; Lingulidae. The record is from RefSeq and is a predicted model, not a curated record.